Messenger RNA from Porites lobata, 1800 nucleotides. Lineage: Eukaryota; Metazoa; Cnidaria; Anthozoa; Scleractinia; Poritidae. The record is from the annotation of a GenBank genome assembly.
AUGAACGACAUUGACGCUGCCAACCUUCUAUUCGAGCUCACUGGAAUCACAGACGAUGACAUGGGAGGAGAGGUAGCACACGCUUUGGAUUACCAACCACUUGCACUAGCCAGCGCAGGAGUCUACGUGAGAAAGGUGCGAAAUACCAAUCCAGCCUUUGGCUGGGAGGGGUACUUAGAAAAACUAGGGAAAGGCAAACGUGAACUCACUGAAAAGGAACUUGCCAAAGUAAACAGUAUCUACCCGAACUCUAUGACUGUAGGGACCAAGAUAGCUCUUGAAACGGUAAUGGAUUCUGAUGAAAUAAUGAAGCACGCUUUCACUUUUCUUGCUUUUUGUGCACCAGAGCCAUUGAGGUUAGACGUGUUAACCACUUACCUUGUAAAUGCUGAUGGAGAGUUGGAUGAAGAGGACAUAGGCAUUCAGAUUCAAGGGUCUUCCCUGUUGCUAAUCGAAAAGUAUGAUGAUGUCAACAUUCGUUUACACAAGGUGGUACACGAUAUUGUCAAGCGUUUAGUUAAAGACCAAAUGGAGGCUAAUGAACGUGCCCGGGUUGCUUGUAUCGCAAUGGGGUCAUGCAGUCAGUACAUUCACGAAGCAAUACCACAGAUCCUGCAGGGUGAAGAUUCUGUGUGUGGAAGCAGACAUAUUGUUCCACACUUAAAAACUCUAGCUGUAGGAAUUACAAACAUUAUCUCUACUGAAGAGCAAUUCGGUCUCAUCAAAAACACUAUUCUAAAUAUACACAAUUCCAUAGAUAACUUUGAGAUGCUUGCUCAUGUUUGCUACUUGCACAGCGAGUACGUGUCAGCAAUGAAGUAUUUCAGUGUAGCUUUAAAACUCAUUGAGGAAAAUACGAUAAGAACAGGGCCCGACCAUGCUCAGCGGGUCGCGCGUUUUUACCAUAACAUGGGUCUCCUACAUAGGCUUUUGGGUGACUAUCAACAGGCCAAGGAGUACUAUGAACGUACCUUGUCCAUGCGACUGAAUAAGCUUGGACCCGACCAUGUUGACGUCGCGUACACUUACCAUAUUAUGGGUACACUAUAUCGCCACAUGGGUGACCAUCGACAGGCCAAGGAGUAUUAUUUACGUGCCCUGUCCAUACGACUAAAUAAGCUUGGACCCGACCAUGUUGUUGUCGCCCAUACUUACCAUCACAUGGGUACCCUACAUCGCGACUUGGGUGACCUUCGACAGGCCAAGGAGUAUUAUGUACGUGCCUUGUCCAUACGACUGAAUAUGCUUGGACCCGACCAUGUUGACGUCGCGCAAACUUACCAUCACAUGGGUACCCUACAUCGCUACUUGGGUGACCAUCCACAGGCCAAAGAGUUUUAUGAACGUGCCCUGUCCAUACAACUGAAUAAGCUUGGACCUGACCAUGUUGACGUCGCGAGGACUUACCAUAACAUCGGUAUCCUACAUCGCGACUUGGGUGACCUUCAAAAGGCCAAGGAGAAUUAUGAACGUGCCCUGUCCAUACGACUGAAUAAGCUUGGACCCGACCAUGUUGACGUCGCGGAUACUUACCACAGCAUGGGUAUCCUACAUCGCGACUUGGGUGACCUUCAAAGGGCCAAGGAGAAUUAUGAACGUGCCCUGUCCAUACAACUGAAUAAGCUUGGACCCGAACAUGUUGACGUCGCGGACACUUACCACAGCAUGGGUAUCCUACAUCGUGACUUGGGUGACCUUCAAAAGGCCAAGGAAUGUUAUGAAGGUGUCCGGUCCAUAAAACGGAAUAAGCUUGGACCCGACCAUGUUGACGUCACGUCACGGAACUGUCGCGUUUGUUAG